This is a messenger RNA of Scatophagus argus, 3835 nucleotides long. It is a transcript of the gene dbt, whose product is annotated as dihydrolipoamide branched chain transacylase E2. NCBI's taxonomy places the organism in Eukaryota, Metazoa, Chordata, Actinopteri, Scatophagidae. The record is from RefSeq and is a predicted model, not a curated record. The coding region runs from base 103 to 1578 and encodes 491 amino acids. Gene Ontology annotation, cellular component: cytoplasm; mitochondrion. The transcript is spliced from 11 exons. Gene Ontology annotation, molecular function: acetyltransferase activity; lipoic acid binding.
CCUGCGUCUAGUCUGCUGCAGAACAAGAUGCUGAACGGUGAUUGGCAGCUGAGAGGGGCGUGCAGCUGUGACGUGGAGCGGUAGCGACAGCAUAGUGGAAAGAUGGCGGCGGUGACCAGAGGCUCCUUCACUGUAUUCAGACGGCUGCUGAGUCAGCAGUACCGCCGCCGAUCUUUCCGGCUGCAGACCUUCAGACCUGACCGAACUCUGCAGCCACUCGUCUUCAGAUGUGACAGAAACUUCCAGAUGUUCAGCAGCAGGACACUGCACACUACUGUCGUGAGCCAUGGACCAAUUGUCCAAUUCAAACUGUCAGACAUCGGGGAGGGAAUCAUGGAGGUGACGGUGAAGGAGUGGUACGUGAAGGAAGGAGACAAGGUGUCUCAGUUUGACAGUAUCUGUGAGGUUCAGAGCGACAAGGCGUCGGUCACCAUCACCAGUCGCUACGACGGAGUCAUCAAAAAGCUGUACUAUGACGUGGAAGCCAUCGCCUUGGUGGGCAAACCACUGGUGGACAUCGAGACGGAAUCUGGCUCAGAGGUGAUCCAGGAGGAGGACGUCGUGGAGACCCCGGCCAUGGCUCGAGAAGAACACACCCACCAGGAGAUCAAAGGCCACAAGACCCAGGCCACGCCCGCUGUCAGACGCCUCGCCAUGGAGAACAACAUUAAACUCAGUGAGGUGGUGGGGACGGGUAAAGACGGACGGAUCCUGAAGGAGGACAUCCUGAACUACCUGGCAAAGCAGACAGGAGCCAUCCUACCUCCCACCCCGCCUCCGGCCCCAGCCCCUGCCGCCGCCGCCGCUCCCAGGCCUGUGAGUGCUCCAGCAGCCGUCAAAGCUCCACCCACAACACCCAAACCUGUCUUCACUGGCAAGGAUGUCACCGAGCCCCUCAAAGGUUUCCAUAAAGCGAUGGUGAAGACGAUGACAGCAGCUCUGAAGAUUCCUCACUUUGGUUACUGUGAUGAAAUCGACUUGACCCGUCUGGUGUCCCUGAGAGCUGAGCUCAGAUCCGUCUCUGAGGCUCGAGGCGUCAGACUGAGCUACAUGCCCUUCUUCAUCAAGGCUGCCUCCCUCGGCCUCGUGCACUUUCCGAUCCUCAACGCCUCGGUGGACGAAGGCUGCCAGAACAUCACAUACAAGGCCUCUCAUAACAUCGGCCUGGCGAUGGACACCAGUCAGGGCCUGCUGGUUCCUAACGUGAAGAACGUUCAGCUGCUCAGCGUGUUUGAGAUCGCUCAGGAGUUAAACCGUCUGCAGACGCUUGGGGCGGCGGGUCAGCUGGGAGCAAACGAUCUCAGCGGAGGAACCUUCACCCUGUCAAACAUCGGAUCAAUUGGGGGGACGUACGCUAAGCCCGUCAUUCUUCCUCCUGAAGUCGCCAUUGGAGCUCUGGGGAAGAUCCAGAUUCUUCCGCGGUUCGACGCCGCCGAUCAGGUGGUCCGAGCUCACAUCAUGAACGUCAGCUGGUCGGCGGAUCAUCGCAUCAUCGACGGAGCCACCAUGUGUCGCUUCUCCAACCUGUGGAAGGAGUACCUGGAGAACCCGGCCAGCAUGGUGCUGGACCUCAAAUAAGCAGAGAGAGAGAAGAAUUUUUCCCACGAGGCCCGGGAGGACGGAGACGCCACACUAACAGACCCUCGCGUUUCUUCUCGCCGCCUUCGCUUCCUCUUUCUCUUCGAGGCCUUUGUUUUCACUUACUGUCGUUUCCUUGUUGCCUUUGAGCGAGACACCGGGAGGAGGAGGGGUCAGCCUGUCAUUCAUGCCGUUUCCAUGACAACCAGUAACAUUGCAGACAUACAGAGUGUAGGUUAGAGGUGGUUUGGUCAAAGUGAACCAGGGUUCAGCUCUUCACUCAUCUGAGCUCCAUUUGGUUUUCAGGGUCAAACUGCUGAUGUCAUCGACUAAUUGAUUACUCAGUUUUGAUAAUCGAUCAAUCAUUUCAGUCGAGUGAAAACGUCAAACAUUUUCUGGUUGGAGCUUCACGGUUUGCGUCAGUAAAUGAAGAGUCUUUGGGUUUUGGGCUGCUGCUUGACGUUUCAGAGACCAAAGGAUCAGAAUGCUGUAGUGAUUGGCUGAUUGAUCGACAGAAUGAACAGCCAGAAUGAAUGAACAGCCAUACUGACGGUUUGUUUUCAGUGUUUCAGCAAAUGAAUUGCAAAUCACAAGCGGUCGACCGUCUCUUCUUGUCUUUUACUGGAUAAUUUGAAUUAAAUGAGAUUGCCAGAGCCAGUCGGGGCGCGUGAUGCUGUUAACAUACGGUGGUUUGUAGUUCGAACACUGAAACACUGAAAGCACCAACUGAGGAAUAAAAGUCACUGAUUUAAAAUAUAUUUAUGUACUGUAAACAUGCAGGUCAGAACUAAAAGUACGACGGAGCUCAUAUCAGCAUGUUUUUAUCUGAACGUAACAUGAGUACUUACUGUCGCUUUAUAUUUUACCUGAGCUGAACGUGCUGACGAGCUUCACACCUGAAGGUCUCGCGGUGUCAACGUCAUCACUCAUAAACAAUCAACACGUGUUAACCAGGACACAAUGGAUUUUAAACUCCAGCUGCUGUUAGUCUGACCUCAUGUCUUUGCUUUGAUGAAUUAAUUUGUCCGCCUGGAGAAAAUUGGUUGCAAACUAAUUUGAUGAUCGAUUAAUCGUUUCAGUCAUUUUUCAUGUAAAAACGUGACACAUUUGCUUGUUCCAUCGUUCCAUCCUCGUUCAGGAUUGGCUGCUCUUCUUUGUCAAUUAUGAGAGUGAAUGAAGAGUGUUUGGAUUGGAAGACGACGCUGGGAAACUGACUGCAUUUCAUCCACAUUUAUUUGAUUUUAAAGGAGAGUUAAUCUUGAGAAAAAGCAUUAGAGGCACCUGGCAUUAAAUUAUCUGCAUGUGUAAAUUAUGUGGGCGGAGUCAGCACACCUCAUGGUGUUUGUCAGGUGAAGGGAAGCGUUCAGCAUGUCAGAAUUAUCAUGGAAAGGUUUUAUCUGUCACCCUGACAGAACGAUUGACUGUGAGACGUCUGAUGAAUCCAAACUGAGUCGGAGAACCGUGAUGGUUUUGAUUGAUCCUGGUCCUCUGAUCUGGCUUGUUUGAGGCCUUGUUCAUGUCAGAAAUCUUCUUCAUUUAGUUUUCUGUUUUUGUUCAUUUUUCAGACUUCAUCAUUUCUGUUUAUUACUCUGAAUUACUGGAUAGUUUUAAAGAUGCUCCUGUCAGACGGCGUGACGUGAUCUGUCUUCUGAGUGGAUCAGAACCGACCAGUUGCCCCCUCUGGAUUGGGGUCUGUCCUCUAGAAAUUAAAACUAACACUGAGGUGAAUAUUGAAUGGAGUCUGGCUCCUGCCGGUGUGAAGGUCUGAGCGAAGCCCUGGUCCUCGUUUCCUCUUUAAAUCCUGUGUCAACCCUCCGUUUUCUGCAGCUGAUGAUGACGAUGAAGCUGCUGCUCCCGAAGAACCUCUUUCUGAUGUGUAGAUGUGAAACUGACCCAGGAUCAGGUCUUGGUCCUGUCAUUAGUGGGGAGAACGUGUUAGCUUCACAGGUUAAGCUCCAGCUGGUUCCUCCCUGAGGCGGCUCGAUGUCUCCCUUCUUUCUCCUGGACUUGCUGGGUGAACUGGUGGCUGCUGGCUAAAGUGCACAUUUUGUCGGUUGGAUGUUACAUGACUGUUUGUUUGUCUCAUGAGUUUCUCCUGCUUUGUGUUUUUUGUUUUUAGUGACAUUAAAUGUAAAAGUGUAAAAACAAAGUGUUGGGUUUUGUAUGUGGAGGGAACAUGUAGAUCAGUUUCACAGACCUUUAAACUGUUUGACCCCUGGUGAAUAACUUUGAAUAAAGUUGAAGUGCACAAACCAGA